This is a messenger RNA of Cervus elaphus (red deer), 12389 nucleotides long. It is a transcript of the gene CHD2, whose product is annotated as chromodomain helicase DNA binding protein 2. Gene Ontology annotation, cellular component: nucleus; chromatin. Gene Ontology annotation, molecular function: ATP-dependent chromatin remodeler activity; chromatin binding; ATP hydrolysis activity. Gene Ontology annotation, biological process: nucleosome organization; regulation of transcription by RNA polymerase II. Lineage: Eukaryota; Metazoa; Chordata; Mammalia; Artiodactyla; Cervidae. The transcript is spliced from 44 exons. The record is from RefSeq and is a predicted model, not a curated record. The coding region runs from base 3814 to 9297 and encodes 1827 amino acids.
GAGACACCACACACACACGGCACAAGAUGGCCGGAGAGGCAGCAGCACCCCGAGCUGUCAGGCGUUUCGCCGCGCCCGCGGGGCCCGCCGGCCGGCGAGGACCUGCUCCCGGGCGGCCCGCAGACCCGCGGGAGCAAAGCGGCCGUGGUUGGGGGGCGAGGCGGGCCGCGCGCCGGGCUGGGAGCCCGCGCGGCAGAGGCGCCCGGGGCGGCCGGGCCCACGACGUGGAAAGCGCCGCUGCGGCAGCGGCCGCCGAGGCUCCCCGGGGCCCCGGCGGCCCGACCCGUACGGGCGGGAGGCUCGGGCGGGCGCCCUGGCGCGGGAGUCGGGUGCUGGCGACCAGGAGGGGCCGGCCGCGGCGUUCGGACCCGAAUAUAUUUGUCUUCGUCCUGCGGUAGCUCAUGUGUUGUUGUGGAGGUGAAGAUCUACGUAAAAAUAGUGUUCGGCAGAUUUACGUAGUACUUGUAAAAUCAAAGGUAACUUACAAGAUUAAAAUUAAAUUUGGUUGACGAUUCUGAACAAAUACGCUGUUUUAUUUGAGGUAUGCCAUUUUGAAGACUGAGACCAUGGAAUUUUAUCCUUGAGGAUAAAUCUUUGUGAUAGUCUGUACUUUGUAUAGCAAGAAUAUGAAUCCUGAAGCUGAAUUACCUAAGGGGCCUCUACAGCGAAGUGAAAUAGAUGUUGGUGGAAGCAUUUACACCAGUCAGCUUGAAGAGUCUCAAAUGGACCCUACCACUGAGAAAUCAAGAUGGCAGUCCACUAUGGGGAAUUGAGAAAAAUGGAUUAAUACAAGAGUGCUGUGAUAAUAUGCAACCAAGACAGGGUUCUUUUAACAUGGAGUUCAUGAAAUGAAUGAAGAUAGAGGUUUCUUAACAGCACAGAUGGACAGUGAAUUUGACUUUCUAGAGACUUUUUGUAUCAUUAAGAAUAUUUUUGACAUUUGUAGAAAAAGAUGGCACAUUAACAGAUGAUAGUUUAUAUGCCUGGAAUUUUUUGCGGUUUGAUUUGUAUGAGUAUGACCUUGUGGAAUGUUAACUUUAAUAAAAUUUCUAACACUUUAAAAUUUCUCAGUUUGGGUUUUUUUUUUUUUUUUUUUAAGCUCGUUUCAUUAAAUAUUCAGUGUCGCCUUAAAUGACAUUUGACCUUUUACAGUUGCCCAGCAGUCAAGUAUACUGAAUAAAGCUGGUAAAAUGGAAAUGGUGUGCUGGAAAAUAUUUUACUUGGUUGGUUAAGAUUUGUCUUUUUACAAAGUUGUAGAAAUUUAUUUGUGCCUUAAAAAAUGGUUAUUCAGUUAAAAUACUAUUUUAUACUUUCUGAAAGCAUCUUGCUUAACCAGUGGGUUAAGGAUAUUUGAUUUGCUGUGAGACUUUAAUGAACUUCUUAAAAAAAUGCCUUUUGCUUCAAAAUUCAGCAUGAAUGAUGAGUAUUUUUCUGAAUUAGUAUGUUUUGAUGGAAAUGGUCCCUUUCACCUAUGCUUCUUAAAUAUUAUAAAUAAAACAUCUUGUAGAAUAUCUGAACAUUUAAACUCAAUCCCUCUUUUAUCUUAAUGGUUAAUAUUAGGUAAAGAGGUGUUGGGUUAUAGGAAGGUCCUUAGGGUAUUCGCAGAAGAACUUAACAUUUUGGUGUCAAUAAUGUCUACAGUAGAUUUUAUAAGAUAAGAUUGCUUAUUGUAUUUUUCUGCUGUACAUUUAGAAAUUUAGAGUAAGUGAACCACACUAUGUCAUUGAUAACUUUUGUUUGAAUUCUGGGUGAAUGCUGCAGUUUCAUUGAUAAUCAGUUAAAAUUAUUUUCAGUUACUAUUAUGGGGUGUGGCAGACUUUGAUAAACCAAAUGAGUUGUUGAUUAUAUUUUCCCAUUAUAUAGAGAACAAAUGAUAGUUCAGCUUUUGUGUUUUGUUUUGGUGAGAAAAUGUUAAUCACACCAUGUUUGUAAUGUCAAAUACCAGGAUACACAAGUCAGUGAUCAAUAGAGAUGUUGUAUUCAUUCUCAUUGGCUGAUUUGAGUUGGUUGGUUUAUAUAGAUCAAAAGUGGGAUUUUGAUUUUGGUACAAAAUUAUCUUUUGUAGACAGUAUGGAAGUGAGACUGGGUUUUGGUUAUGGAUUUUACAUUUACCUGGGUGCAAAUUACUGCUUUUGUUGAGUAUAAGUCUCAAGUUGGCUUUUCAGUGAGGGAAGGGUGGUGGUCUGGCUGAGUGACGAGAGUUGAUUGUUUUUGGUUGUGUGAAUGUUUUCUUGGGGUGCUUGUUGAGAAAGUUGAAUGAUUUGGUUUUGGCAUAGUGAUUUUGUUUAUGUGAAUGUCAUGGUUUUGACAUGUAGGAGAGUUUGCCCUGUGACAUUACUUUGGUAACUUUUCCAUCAGAUAUGACAGGUUGUUACUAGUUUACUAUUGUUGAAAUGGGUAUAUACUUAGAAUUUGAUUCGGAAUACAAGGGGAUGGUUGAAAUACAUGUGUUGGUUUUGGAGGUGGAGUUCCUUUGGUUUGUUUUUUCAUUGGUAGUUCCAUGCUCUUGAAUUCAGUAACAUUGUUUUGCCUGAAUCAGUAUGGUAUGGGAAUUUGGGGGUAUGGUUUUGGCAAGGUUGUAUAAUGGGUUAAAGAAUUUUGUGAAAAUACAAAGAAAAGUUGAGAUUUUUGAAUAAAAACUAGUUGCAUUAAUUUUUGCCCUAAUGCAACUGAACACUAGGGAGGCGCUCUUGUGCCCCUUCCUUCCAGUUGGGGUGGAAAAUUCCCCCUUAAACUUAAUUCUUAGAUAAUUUUUAGGCUUCAUAAGGGAGGCAAAAGUUGAAUUUUAAUUUAUGAAAUUGAGGUUUUGCUUUUAUUUAGAAACCAUUUUACCAUGGUGGGGGGUAGUUUUUAAAAAGAUUAGUACUUAAGCUGAGCUUUAUAUUCUCCUAAGAAUUAUCCCUUUUUCAAAAUGGCUUGAUAAAACACCACUUCCUGUCCAGAGAGGAAGUUAUUUUAGCUCAAGGACUGAAAUAUUUAGCAGAUCUUUAGACAAAAGGAACAAAUUACAUUUCUCUCUGGCUUAAAAAGGGUGUUUGAGCCAGAGGGGGUUAAGAAACCCUCCCCCCUCCGCCUGAUGGGGUGGUCUGGAGGGGCAGGGAGGGGUGGGGGUAGGGGUCCUUAGGCUCCCUGGGAUGGAGUAUCUUUUUUUUUUUUUUUUGGUGGAGAUGAAGGGGUGGGUCUAUGGUACAUCACCUGAGUUGUGGGGUAAAUGUAGAGAGUGUCAAUCAAAGGCAGAGCUCAGAGCUGGGAAGGAGGCUCUAGAUGGCGGCUGUGCCUUAGAGAGAGCGCGCUCAGCUCCCAGCCUUCGCCUCACUUUACGCAACUUUCCCUAACUUUCGGGCAGCCUCAGGGGGCCCCCGCAGCCCCCUGCCUCUCCUAGUGGCUUACUGGGGUCGAUUCGAGCCUUUUUUAGGGGGAAAAGCAGCUCUUGGGAGCUUUCUUUUCGUGCCUUGCUGGAAAGAAGCAGCCGUACUGCGAGCCCAGGUCGUUGUUUUUCCAGCUUAGAAGCCAUGGCGCACCUCCAUUUUUGUGCGCUCUCCUAAUGAGGUUUUUUUUCUUCCGGACCCGUUUCAGGAUUAUUUGUUGCUUUAUUUUUUUGAACAGUUAACAUAUUUGAGGAUUAUAUUAUUUAUUUUUUGCUUUUUAACGGAGAAUUUUGUUUUUAUUUUUAAUUAUUUGGGAUCUGAUAUUUUUCUACUACUAGAUAGGACUCUUGCUUUGGACCUACUACAUGGAUCAGUAAAUACCUGGGCACAGGACUUCAAAGCAAACACAGAUUCCCCCUCCCCCUUAAUAUUUAAGAAUUAAAAGAUGAUGAGAAAUAAGGACAAAAGCCAAGAGGAGGACAGUUCGCUACACAGCAAUGCAUCGAGUCAUUCAGCAUCUGAAGAAGCUUCGGGUUCAGACUCAGGCAGCCAGUCGGAGAGUGAGCAGGGCAGCGACCCAGGAAGUGGCCAUGGCAGUGAGUCAAAUAGUAGCUCUGAAUCUUCGGAGAGUCAGUCGGAAUCUGAGAGUGAAUCGGCAGGUUCCAAGUCCCAGCCAGUUCUUCCAGAAGCCAAAGAGAAACCAGCCUCUAAGAAGGAACGGAUAGCUGAUGUGAAGAAGAUGUGGGAAGAAUAUCCUGAUGUUUAUGGGGUUAGGCGGUCAAACCGAAGCAGACAAGAACCAUCACGAUUUAAUAUUAAGGAGGAGGCAAGUAGCGGGUCUGAGAGUGGGAGCCCAAAGAGAAGAGGCCAGAGGCAGCUGAAAAAACAAGAAAAAUGGAAACGGGAGCUCUCAGAAGAUGAACAGGAGCAAGGCACCAGUGCAGACAGCGAACCAGAGCAAACAGUGAGAGCCAGAAGACCUGUCCCCAGAAGAACAGUGCCCAAACCUCGUGUUAAAAAGCAACCUAAGACUCAGCGUGGAAAGAGGAAAAAGCAAGACUCUUCUGAUGAUGAGGAUGAAGAUGAUGAAGCUCCCAAAAGGCAGACGCGCCGCAGAGCAGCUAAAAAUGUGAGUUAUAAAGAAGACGAUGACUUUGAGACUGACUCAGAUGACCUCAUUGAAAUGACUGGAGAAGGAGUUGAUGAACAGCAGGAUAAUAGUGAAACUAUUGAAAAGGUCUUAGAUUCAAGGCUGGGAAAGAAAGGAGCCACUGGAGCUUCUACUACUGUGUAUGCAGUCGAAGCUAAUGGAGACCCUAGUAGCGACUUUGACCCUGAAAAGGACGAAGGCGAAGUCCAGUACCUCAUCAAGUGGAAGGGCUGGUCAUAUAUCCACAGCACAUGGGAGAGUGAAGAGUCCUUACAGCAACAAAAAGUGAAGGGUCUAAAAAAACUAGAGAACUUCAAGAAGAAAGAGGAUGAAAUCAAGCAAUGGUUAGGGAAGGUUUCUCCUGAAGAUGUGGAAUAUUUCAACUGCCAACAAGAGCUGGCCUCGGAGCUGAACAAACAGUAUCAGAUCGUAGAAAGAGUAAUAGCUGUGAAGACAAGCAAAUCUACACUGGGUCAGACAGACUUUCCAGCUCAUAGUCGGAAGCCGGCCCCUUCCAACGAACCUGAGUAUCUAUGCAAGUGGAUGGGACUGCCCUAUUCAGAGUGCAGCUGGGAAGACGAAGCCCUGAUCGGAAAGAAAUUCCAGAGCUGCAUUGACAGCUUCCACAGUCGCAACAACUCAAAAACCAUCCCCACAAGGGAAUGCAAGGCCCUGAAGCAGAGACCACGAUUUGUGGCUUUAAAGAAACAGCCGGCAUAUUUAGGAGGAGAGAAUCUGGAGCUCCGAGAUUAUCAGCUGGAAGGUCUCAACUGGCUUGCUCACUCCUGGUGCAAAAGUAACAGUGUAAUCCUUGCUGAUGAAAUGGGCCUAGGAAAGACCAUCCAGACCAUAUCGUUCCUCUCCUACCUGUUCCACCAGCACCAGCUGUAUGGCCCCUUUCUUAUAGUCGUCCCUUUAUCCACCCUCACCUCAUGGCAGAGGGAGUUUGAAAUCUGGGCACCAGAGAUUAACGUAGUGGUUUACAUAGGUGACCUGAUGAGCAGAAAUACGAUACGAGAAUAUGAAUGGAUUCACUCUCAAACCAAAAGGCUAAAGUUCAAUGCGCUUAUAACAACAUAUGAGAUCCUCUUAAAAGAUAAGACUGUGCUGGGCAGUAUUAACUGGGCCUUUCUGGGAGUGGAUGAAGCCCAUCGGUUGAAGAAUGAUGACUCUUUAUUGUAUAAAACUCUGAUUGAUUUCAAGUCCAACCAUAGGCUCCUGAUUACGGGGACCCCUCUUCAGAAUUCCCUCAAAGAGCUCUGGUCCUUGCUGCACUUUAUUAUGCCUGAGAAGUUUGAGUUCUGGGAAGAUUUUGAAGAAGACCAUGGGAAAGGGAGAGAGAAUGGCUAUCAGAGUCUUCAUAAGGUGCUAGAGCCUUUCCUUCUCCGAAGAGUGAAGAAAGAUGUGGAGAAAUCUCUUCCUGCCAAAGUGGAACAGAUUCUCAGAGUGGAGAUGUCAGCCCUUCAGAAACAGUAUUAUAAAUGGAUUUUGACCAGGAAUUACAAGGCUCUUGCCAAAGGAACAAGAGGCAGCACAUCUGGUUUCCUUAAUAUUGUGAUGGAACUGAAGAAAUGCUGCAACCACUGUUACCUGAUUAAACCUCCUGAAGAAAAUGAAAGGGAAAAUGGACAGGAAAUUCUUCUGUCCCUGAUCAGGAGCAGUGGGAAGUUGAUUCUAUUAGAUAAACUGUUGACAAGACUUCGAGAAAGAGGAAACAGAGUCCUUAUCUUCUCUCAGAUGGUGAGGAUGUUGGAUAUCCUGGCUGAGUACCUCACUAUUAAGCACUACCCUUUCCAGCGUCUGGAUGGUUCCAUCAAGGGAGAAAUCAGAAAACAGGCGCUGGACCACUUCAACGCAGAUGGGUCUGAGGACUUCUGUUUCCUGCUCUCGACAAGGGCUGGUGGCCUGGGAAUCAAUUUGGCUUCCGCGGACACAGUUGUCAUCUUUGACUCUGACUGGAAUCCCCAGAACGACUUGCAGGCACAAGCCCGAGCCCACAGAAUUGGUCAGAAGAAGCAGGUGAAUAUUUACCGCUUGGUUACAAAGGGGACCGUGGAGGAAGAGAUCAUAGAACGGGCCAAAAAGAAGAUGGUAUUGGACCAUCUGGUGAUUCAGCGCAUGGAUACCACUGGCCGAACGGUUCUGGAAAACAACUCUGGAAGGUCCAAUUCAAAUCCUUUUAAUAAAGAAGAGCUGACAGCGAUUUUGAAAUUUGGAGCAGAGGAUCUCUUCAAAGAACUUGAAGGGGAGGAAUCAGAGCCUCAGGAAAUGGAUAUAGAUGAAAUUUUGCGCUUGGCUGAAACCAGAGAGAAUGAAGUCUCAACAAGUGCGACAGAUGAACUUCUGUCACAAUUUAAGGUUGCCAACUUCGCAACGAUGGAGGAUGAAGAAGAGCUUGAUGAGCGUCCUCACAAGGACUGGGAUGAGAUCAUCCCAGAGGAGCAGAGGAAGAAAGUGGAGGAGGAAGAGCGGCAGAAGGAGCUGGAAGAGAUUUACAUGUUGCCUCGAAUUCGGAGUUCCACUAAAAAGGCUCAGACAAAUGACAGUGACUCUGACACAGAGUCUAAGAGACAGGCCCAGAGGUCCUCUGCCUCUGAGAGUGAGACAGAUGACUCUGAUGACGACAAGAAGCCCAAGCGCAGAGGGCGUCCCCGAAGUGUGCGGAAGGACCUGGUGGAGGGAUUCACGGACGCUGAGAUUCGGAGGUUCAUCAAGGCGUAUAAGAAGUUUGGUCUCCCUCUUGAACGGCUGGAGUGCAUAGCACGUGAUGCUGAGCUGGUAGAUAAGUCUGUGGCGGAUCUGAAGCGCUUGGGGGAACUGAUUCACAACAGCUGUGUGUCAGCAAUGCAGGAAUAUGAAGAGCAGCUGAAAGAAAAUGCCAGUGAGGGGAAAGGACCAGGGAAAAAGAGAGGCCCAACUAUCAAGAUAUCUGGGGUUCAGGUUAAUGUGAAAUCUAUUAUCCAACAUGAAGAAGAGUUUGAGAUGCUGCAUAAAUCUAUCCCUGUAGACCCUGAAGAAAAAAAAAAAUAUUGCUUAUCCUGUCGUGUCAAAGCUGCACAUUUUGAUGUCGAGUGGGGAGUAGAGGAUGACUCUCGUCUACUGCUGGGGAUUUAUGAACAUGGCUACGGAAACUGGGAGCUAAUUAAAACGGACCCAGAGCUUAAGUUAACUGACAAAAUUCUGCCCAUGGAGACAGAUAAAAAGCCCCAGGGGAAGCAGCUGCAGACCCGAGCAGACUACUUGCUGAAGCUGCUCAGGAAGAGUCUGGAGAAGGAGGGCGCCGUGACAGGCGGGGAAGAGGCCAAAUUAAAGAAGCGGAAGCCUCGAGUCAAAAAGGAAAACAAAGCACCGAGGCUGAAGGACGAACAUGGGAUUGAGUUUUCAUCUCCUCGACACUCGGACAAUCCGUCAGAAGAGGGAGAAGUAAAGGAUGAUGGCUUAGAAAAAAGUCCAACGAAAAAGAAACAGAAGAAGAAAGAGAACAAGGAGAACAAGGAGAAACAAAUGAGCUCUAGGAAAGACAAGGAAGGGGACAAGGAAAGGAAGAAAUCGAAAGACAAAAAAGAGAAGCCUAAAGGUGGUGAUGCCAAAUCUUCAAGUAAAUCCAAGCGCUCUCAGGGCCCUGUCCACAUCACAGCAGGAAGUGAACCCGUCCCCAUUGGAGAGGAUGAGGAGGAUGAUCUGGACCAGGAGACAUUCAGCAUAUGUAAGGAGAGGAUGCGGCCUGUGAAGAAGGCGCUGAAACAGCUGGACAAGCCUGACAAGGGGCUCAGCGUCCAGGAGCAGCUGGAGCACACCCGGAACUGCCUGCUGAAGAUCGGGGACCGGAUCGCUGAGUGCCUCAAGGCCUACUCAGACCAGGAGCACGUCAAGCUGUGGAGGAGGAACCUGUGGAUUUUUGUUUCCAAGUUUACAGAAUUUGAUGCUCGAAAAUUGCACAAGUUAUACAAGAUGGCUCAUAAGAAAAGAUCUCAAGAAGAAGAGGAGCAGAAGAAGAAAGAGGAUGUGAUUGGGGGUAAGAAACCAUUUCGACCAGAGGCCUCGGGUUCCAGCCGUGACUCCCUGAUGUCUCAGUCCCACACCCCGCACAACCUUCACCCGCAGAAGCCUCAUUUGCCUGCCUCUCACGGCCCACAGAUGCACGGACACCCAAGAGACAACUACAAUCACCCCAACAAGAGACACUUUAGUACUGCAGACCGAGGCGACUGGCAGAGGGAAAGAAAGUUCAACUAUGGCGGUGGCAAUAACAACCCGCCCUGGGGGAGCGACCGGCACCACCAGUACGAGCAGCACUGGUACAAGGACCACCACUACGGGGACCGGCGGCACAUGGACGCCCACCGCUCGGGGAGCUACCGCCCCAACAGCCUGUCGAGGAAGAGGCCGUACGACCAGUACAGCAGCGACCGAGACCACCGGGGCCACAGGGACUACUACGACCGGCACCAUCAUGACUCUAAGCGGAGGCGAUCGGAUGAAUUUAGGCCUCAAAAUUACCACCAGCAGGAUUUCCGACGAAUGUCUGAUCACCGCCCCCCUAUGGGCUACCACGGCCAGGGGCCCUCGGACCACCACCGCUCUUUCCACACAGACAAAUUGGGGGAGUAUAAACAGCCCCUACCCCCGCUGCACCCCGCAGUCUCAGAUCCUCGCUCUCCCCCUUCUCAGAAAUCUCCUCAUGAUUCCAAGUCACCCCUGGAUCAUCGGUCUCCUUUGGAGAGAUCACUAGAACAGAAAAACAACCCAGAUUAUAACUGGAAUGUUAGGAAAACAUAAAGGACCGCUUGGAAAGCAGGGGAGCGAGAGCGUCAUGAAGCACCUGGACGUCUUUGGUCUGAUCCACAGGAGCCGGUUACCCAGACCCAAGAGGGCGUUUCUGGACACAGGGCUGCCAUCAGCCUGCCGCUGAGGGGCACUCAGAGCGUGGGGGCCUUUGGCUCAGCCCGGCUUUGAUCUGGGUCACCCCCUCCUGCACUUGGGCACCCAUCGCAUUCCGGCCUGGUCCUGGCCUCCCACUCGGAUGGGUGCCAGGAGGAAGCGGUGAUGCUUUUGUCUACCAGCUUCACGGGCUGUUUCCCAGUGAAGGCAGGAGAGGUCUUAGAGUUGUGAAUGUUUCGUCGCCCUGGGCCUCAGUGCGGGGUCGGGGAAGGCACGUGUGCAUGAAGGCUGCUGGGACCCGCUGGACACACGGGGUCUGGUGCACUCUGAUGAGACGGAUGCUGCUGACAGGCGAGGGAUGCGCGGGUGGGGUCUUGCACCACAGGACUUGCAGGGGAGCAGGUACCCCCUCAGACGUGUCCUCGGGAGAAGUGACACUUGAGCCUCACUGUUUGAUGGCGGGGGGUGGGGGCGGGGGCCACCUCCUCCACGGCCUCUUCCCCAGCAACACUAAAUUGCCCCACACUAUGUGUCUCAGAGGCGUGGUCUCCUGCGUGGGCCUCCUUUACCCCCCCACCCCCAUUUCCCCGCAUCCUCCAUCCCCCAUUUCCCUACCAUCCCAUUCCCCAGACCCCCCAUCCCAGCCCCAACCCCUGCAGGGGGAAGGUCAUGGUUCAGCACUGCGCUGGGCGGGGCUGGUUUGCCUGGGAGCCGCCUUGAGGGCCAGGGCGGGAGCGGGUGGCCAGGGCUCGGGAAUCCUGGGUGGAUUCCGGCUCCCACACUGAGUGAUGGGGGGAGAGAAGGGGUGGGAGCAGGCUUGCGCCUGGCUGGGUGCUGGCGGCACCGGAGCAGAGCACUGGGGGUGGGGGGUGGGUUUCCCAGCCUGGAGGGGGGGUUGGUGGUGUGGUCCGUGUGGCGGCGGGUCACCAUCUGCAGCUCAUCUUUGCACAACCUGAGGAGGGAGGAGUCAUGGAAUCACACAUCUCCUGCCACUGCGCGGUGGGUGGCCAGAUACGAAUCAGUUACUCCCUGUGGUGAACAUGCGGCCACUGCUAGUUGGAGAUCAUUAGAACUGAACUCAGUAUCUUUUAGAAUGAGGUCAAGCUAAGUCUAAACCUAAGUUCAUUUUUUUCCCCCAGAUCUGGAAGCCUUCAAGGACAGGGUGACUGAGCUGCAGAUAGGAAGAGCUGGGCUAGAGCUGAGGACGGGUUGAGGUUAGCUGCAGUAAUUAGCAGGCUCCUUGUCCUUUCCUGGUUCCGGGGCCUUCUGUUCCGUUCACCUUAAAGAUAAUUUGCCAGUAUUGUUAGAGUAUGCAAAGGCCUUUCUAGACGGAGACAGAAUAACUGACUUGAACGUGCAGUGAGCCCGUGGGUUUCCGGGCUCAGAGCUGGUGGAAGCCCUUCCCUGGGUGUCCACAGGGUUAUGCUCCCCACACUGACUGCCCCUCUCCAGGGGACUCCAGGAAUCACCGUCACACCACUCAUGCCUUUACUGUUGCCUCACACGGUGAAGCAGGGGCGGGCCUGGGGGGCUCUCGCUCGCUCCUCUGCGGAGCGUCUUCGGCUGGCCUGUGCCAAGGUCCUCGUGGGAGGCAGGGUCCUCACAGCUGGUGUGGGGAGUUCCGUGGGCUCGGCACCUCCUGGUGUUUGGGGUCGUUCACCCUGGGCUUGUAGAGCGCAUGCUGGGAGCACAGCCCAGGGGACCGCAGGGAGCCCCGGCAGCGGUCACCCCGCUGGGCCAUGCCUGACUGCUGUGGGGGGGCAGGAGACUGCCUCUGCUCGGGUUGGGGUCCCUGCCCGCAGUACUGACGCUGCCUGUGCUGGUCUCGCCUGGCCAGAGAGGAAGGGCGGGCCGGCUUGUGGGUCCCCGAGCCAUCGCCGGGCUGUGGCGGUCCGCAGAGAGGCCCCAGCUCGGCUUCCUCUGUAGGAGGGCGGGUCGUGGUCCUGUCAGAGGGGCCAGGGGGAGGACCGGCAGGGCCUGCAUUUCAGAGCUCACGGUUUUUGGGUUUUUUUCCUCUGAAGUUGUUGAUAGGAGAUGUGAGUUAUUCCCAAAGAUGUCUCGUCAUGAGGAAAAAGGAGCUUCCUUUUGUUCACAUUCAGGACUUCUAGUGCCAUAUGCUGCAGCAAAAGGCAGUAUCAGCCAGAUCAGUGUUAAGUUGAUUACAGAAAGUACAGUAUCCUCAUAAAAGCAUCUGUCUUAGGUGCCGGAGUGUGUUUGCAGAGUGGGUUGGGAGAGAGGAAGCAUUUCCUCGUUGUCAGUCAGUAUGAAUACUGUAUGCUUCUGUCGAAACCAGAAAUUUGCACAGAUAGGAAUUCUCUCACUCGUGGAUGGGAGAAGCCUCCCCCGGAGUCUCUGAGGAUGGUUUUCUGUGGCUCUGAAGGAUGUAGUUACUGGGUAGAAAGAGCAAGGGCCGAGGAAGAGGAGAGUUAGCGCCACCGAGAACCUGAGCAGGAGCACGGAUUCACGUGUGUGCCCUCGUCCCGCUGAGGACGCGGUCACCACAGGCUGGUCCCCCCAUCGGCCACUGCCCCGGGCUCCCCCUCCUUCCAGCCAUUCCCUCCUUACACCCUCCGACGGGAACCCAGGACACCUCUCACGUCGUGCUGCAGACCUAACCCGAUACCCCCGAUACCUGAGGGCCGCAUCAGGGCGCGCGGUGCAAACGCAACCCAGUUAGGAAUUCACACAGCGACACGGGAAUCCUACAGACCAAAACCCACUCGUCAGCAGGAGCGGUGGGCCCCCGGCUCGUCUGGGGCGGCCGUGUCAGCGAGGAGAGCCAGGCCAGGGGCCCAGCCUGCUUUAGUCCAUCUGCGCCCCACUUGGUUGGGGACGGAUGAUUUUUCUUUAUUGUAAAAUUGUGGACUUUUAAAAUCUGUUGACUAAACAGUAAUUAAUUUAUAUUUGUGAAAAAUGCCACUGUCCUAGUGAUUUCUGAUGUAAAUAAUGUUGUUUAUAUAGUAUGUAUUAAAUUUUCCUACAUUGUAAAA